CACAGUAAGCUUCCGUUUCAGAUUUCAGUCCACCAUCGCGUGCUUCGUCCUCCAAUCUUCUUUCCUACGCAGCAAAAACGCGAACAACCCCACCUAAAAGGGCAGACCAACUGGUGCACCGCCACCGGCACCGCCGCUGCAAUAGUUAUCAGUAAGAAAAGCUGCGGGGUUCACAAUUCACAUCAUGGAAGACAACAGAAGCCGCUACAGCCUCCUCCUCUUCUUGUCUCUCUUACUCCUCCCUUUCGCCUCCGCAGAGAUCAAGAAGCUCAAGAUCACGGCCGACUCACGAGCCAUGAUCCUCUUCGAGAAAUUCGGCUUCACUCACACCGGUCACGUCACGGUCAGUGUUACCGACGUCUCUUACUCUUCGUCUCUCUCGCAGCCCGAUCCCUCACGCUUUGGCUUCUUCCUCCUCUCCGAAGAAGCCCUCAUUCGAGUCCUCUUGGAAGCCGAAGAGAACCCUAAUUUCUGCGUCCUCGACAGCCAUUACAUCAACCUUCUCUUCACCUUCAAGGAUCUCUCGUUACCCCAGCGGAGCUACGACCAUUCAUACCCUGUCACCGCCCCCAAUGAAUACAGCCUCUACUUCUCCAACUGUGCUCCCGAGAGUCAGGUCACCAUGUCCGUCCGCACUGAGAUCUACAACACCGAUAAUGGCGUCAAUGACUACCUGCCCGCCGGGCAGACCCAGUUGCCCAUGCUUUAUUUUCUCUUCUCCCUCGCCUAUUUUGCUUUCUUAGGGUUAUGGAUCUACGUGUGCUAUAGCAACAAGCUCUCCCUUCACCGGAUCCAUCUCCUCAUGGCGGGUCUUCUGCUCACAAAAGCUUUGAAUCUGAUCUGCGCCGCUGAGGAUAAGCAUUACGUUAAGAUCACUGGGACCCCUCACGGUUGGGAUGUUCUCUUCUAUAUAUUCCAGUUUCUCAGGGUUGUUUUGCUCUUCACUGUCAUUGUCCUGAUCGGAACGGGUUGGUCUUUCCUGAAGCCCUUCUUGCAAGAGAGAGAGAAGAAAGUUUUGAUGAUCGUGAUCCCGCUCCAGGUUCUAGCCAACUUGGCUUCGGUGGUGAUUGGAGAGACUGGGCCCUUCAUUAAGGAUUGGGUCACUUGGAAUCAGGUGUUUUUGUUGGUUGACAUCGUAUGUUGUUUCGCCAUUAUUUUCCCCAUCGUCUGGUCGAUCAGGUCUCUGAGGGAGACCUCCAAGACGGAUGGGAAGGCAGCCAAGAAUUUGGCCAAGUUGACCCUUUUCCGGCAGUUCUACAUUGUUGUGAUUGGUUACUUGUAUUUCACUAGAAUCGUAGUGUUUGCUCUCAGGACCAUUUCUGCUUACAAGUAUCAGUGGGUAAGCAGUGCUGCAGAGGAGACUGCAAGUCUUGCUUUCUACUUGGUAAUAUUUUAUAUGUUUCAGCCGAUUGAGAAGAACGAGUACUUUGUCCUUGAUGAGGAGGAAGAAGAGGCUGCGGAGGCAGCUCUUCGGGAUGAAGAGUUUGAGCUUUAAAAUUGAUAUUGGAGAGGAGUUUGUGUCCCUUGUUAUGUCCUUUUCUGCUCCUGACUUUAACGUCGUGAGAGUUGGAUUAACAAAUUUACAAUUGAAGAGGAGUAUAUGUUCCUCAUUGCGACUUCUUGAAAUCUUGUGUUAUAUUCUGGCUUUUGGAAAUGGAAUUACUGUUUUUUUCAUCCUGCCGCCAUGCUAAUCCUGAAGUACCAGUAAGUUUUGUAUUUCAUUUUAGUUAUUCAAUCUCAUUUUAAAGGAACUGUUUACUCUAACAA
Messenger RNA from Telopea speciosissima, 1767 nucleotides. Its product is annotated as protein CANDIDATE G-PROTEIN COUPLED RECEPTOR 7-like. Gene Ontology annotation, biological process: transport. The transcript has a single exon. The record is from RefSeq and is a predicted model, not a curated record. Bases 185 to 1495 code for a protein of 436 amino acids. Lineage: Eukaryota; Viridiplantae; Streptophyta; Magnoliopsida; Proteales; Proteaceae. Gene Ontology annotation, cellular component: Golgi apparatus; membrane.